Plasmopara halstedii is the source of this 963-nucleotide messenger RNA. RefSeq lists its product as uncharacterized. The transcript has a single exon. Lineage: Eukaryota; Oomycota; Peronosporomycetes; Peronosporales; Peronosporaceae. Bases 1 to 963 code for a protein of 320 amino acids. The record is from RefSeq and is a predicted model, not a curated record.
AUGCACAUGCUAUUUCAGAGCGAAGCGGCGUAUCGUCGACGUCGUGUUUGGAUGCCAUGUGAAACAAACGCGAAUACUACGAUGCUGGUCACUAAUUGUUGUGAUGGUAGUAAAAUUUUAGGUCCGCGUCGUCGAGGAAUGUCACGGAAUUGCAGCACAAGACGACGAGAGGCUAAGGCAGCAAAACACUUGGCACAGCGAAAGGUGGAGAAGAACAAACAGAUGGACAAGAGAGAACAUCAUCAAACUGAAAUUAACAUGACGCUGCAAGACGAGGUGCUGUCAAUGACGAUGGAGAUUGAGACGCUGCAGCGACGGCGAUUACUGCUUGAUUCCGCAAAGAUGAUUGCACGUACCAAUGCGAUGACGCAUGCUAUUGAUCAUGUCAAAAUGUUUUACAUUCUUUUUGCAAAUGGUUUCAACCCUGUCGUUUAUCCCGAGCAGUCGAAACACGCGGCGACUUUUUUACAUGGGAUUAUGACGGAAGACGUUGUGUGUUCUGACUUUCGUGGUGUGGACUUGUUCUUGAAUCAGUAUAAGGUGGCAACAGAAGCCCAUUUUUCAAUGCGUUUGGUUGUGCAUGAUAUUUUUAUUCUCCGUGAAGACGAAUCAUCUCAUGAUAGCGCCAUUCAGGUUUUUGCUAAGGCUAAUGCACACUUUCGAGUUAGUCGCACAACACUGGAGAAAUUGUUUCCUUGCAUUAUCAACGAUGAAGAGCUCACUCAGCAGCUGAUUGGCAAGGAGUAUGCAAUCCAGUAUAAUAAAGUGUUUCAUUUCAAGGAUGGUCGAAUUUUUCAACAUGAAUCUCAAGUGGAUUUCUGCAAUAGCAUGUUGGACAUGGCACAGAACCCUUUUGUUGCCAUGAAGCUUCUUGAAGCAUCCCUCAUGACCAAGCAUGGACACUUGAAGAUAAAUAAUAGCAUUCAAGAAGACAUCAAUCAACUUGAGAAUGCUGCGCUGUAA